Messenger RNA from Melanotaenia boesemani (Boeseman's rainbowfish), 1786 nucleotides. RefSeq names its product syntaxin-11-like. The transcript has 2 exons. Gene Ontology annotation, biological process: exocytosis; synaptic vesicle fusion to presynaptic active zone membrane; intracellular protein transport. Lineage: Eukaryota; Metazoa; Chordata; Actinopteri; Atheriniformes; Melanotaeniidae. Bases 160 to 1011 code for a protein of 283 amino acids. Gene Ontology annotation, molecular function: SNAP receptor activity; SNARE binding. Gene Ontology annotation, cellular component: presynaptic active zone membrane; SNARE complex; endomembrane system. The record is from RefSeq and is a predicted model, not a curated record.
UCUUAAACAGGUGUAUCACUGAAGAUGGUUAAGAUUUUUCAAAAAUCCUCACCUGCUGCCACUUAUUGGACUUGAUUCUCAUUUUCAUGAUCAGCUUUGACUGCAGAAGACAAAGAAACACCUGUGAGCCGUCGACGGAAAACUAACACGUGUACAAACAUGAGAGACAGACUGAAUAACCUGCAUCAGGUGCAGACUGACUCUGAGGGUUUUAGCACAGUGGAGCUAAACACCCUGUCAGAGCAUGAAGCAGCAGCAGCAGACCCUGACCUGGAUGGCGUCCUGAAGGAGGCCCAGCAUAUCCGUCUUGAAAUCCAGCAGAUCCAGAAUGACAUCAGUGAACUGAAGGAUGUGAACUACCAGGCUCUGAACCAAACCUCACAUCCCGUUGUGACAAAGAGGGACUCCAAUGCAAUCGGGGCAGACAUUAAGCGCAGAGGAGAAGCUGUGUUGCAGCAGCUGCACAUGAUGAAUGAUUUGAGUGGAGAGCUGGAGGCUAAACGCGGCACCUCUGACCCCACAGCACGAAUUGCUCGAACACAGUACCACUGUCUUAGCAAUGCUCUGCGGGAGGUAAUAUUCAGCUACAAUGACACAGAGAUGAGCCACAAGGAGGCUUGUAAAAGGCAGAUCAAGCGGCAGAUGGAGGUGGUGGGUAGGGAGGUCAGCGAGGAGGAGCUGGAGGAAAUGAUGGGGAGCGAGGAAUUGUGUGUGUUCAGCAUCAAUGUGACAGGGAAAACCGCCCAUUCCGCCCUCCUGCAGAUCGAGAGCCGACACCAGGAGCUGCUAGAGCUGGAGAAGAGAGUUACGGGGAUCCAGGAGCUGUUCCUGGAUGUGGCCAUGCUUGUAGAUGAGCAGGGCACAGCAUUGGAAAGCAUUGAGAAAAAUGUCCAAAACACAGAGAUGGCUAUUCAAGGUGGCAUGGUCCAGCUGGAAAGAGCCACUGCUUCUAAUAAAAACAACCCCUUCAAGAAGAUGUUUUGUGGCUGCUUUCCAUGUUAUCACAAUUAGGUGUAAAGUUCUCUGUGACAGUAAAAUACUGUCAGACUUAAUCACACUGGCUUCAAGUGUGAGGAUGAGCCCAAAGAGGAUGGACAGUUUACUUAAAAGGUGUGACUGGACCAUGAUGAGGAGAAGGGGCACAGGUCUUAAAUGAAUAUAAAACCAAACAUACUGUAUAGGUCAUGUGAGUUAUGAAGAAAUUUUACAAUAAUGUUACAUAACAAUGUUGUUUAUAGAUCAAUCUACUGGUCAGUGAAGUUCAACUUUACUUCAAACUCUUGCAAAAAGAAAAUGCUGCUUAUGUUAUAAAUUAGUUAUAUAAAACAAAACAGUACAUGAGUCACACAGGUCAUUUUUCUGUGACGUGUGAAGGAGAACAGGGACACUUGCAGUAAAUGAAAUUUUUCCUAUGAAAGGUAUUGUGGAGAUGCUGAUGCAGCACAUAUACAGUGGGGCUCUUCAAGACCACUUCAGGACAGUAGAAAUUUUCAACAACAAUAUGACUAUGGUAAAGUAACUUUUUAAAAGAGGAAACUUUUUUGUAUUUAGCUUAUUUGUUUGAAAUUAACAGGAAAAGGAAAAGAAAGUCAUGCUUUGACAUGUUUCUGUCCUGCAGAUCUAUGUACACUUUCUUCCCUUUUAUGACUUAGUGCACUUUCUCACACAUUCCUUCAAUUGCAAAGCUUCUGCUCAAACAGUCAUUGCUAGACUCUACUGCAUAACUGAGGACAAUUGUAGGACUUACAGUAGUUCUCAUAAUAUAAAUAAAAUAUUGAUGUUUAUA